Austrofundulus limnaeus is the source of this 6983-nucleotide messenger RNA. Its product is annotated as histone-lysine N-methyltransferase SETD2. Gene Ontology annotation, biological process: regulation of gene expression. Gene Ontology annotation, cellular component: chromosome; nucleus. The record is from RefSeq and is a predicted model, not a curated record. The coding region runs from base 351 to 6983 and encodes 2210 amino acids. Gene Ontology annotation, molecular function: histone H3K36 methyltransferase activity; protein binding. NCBI's taxonomy places the organism in Eukaryota, Metazoa, Chordata, Actinopteri, Cyprinodontiformes, Rivulidae. The transcript has 14 exons.
AUUGUGUAGACGGCAACAACUCUGGGAUUCACUGGAAUCAGUUGAGCGAAACCGCAUUAAUGUCCAAAAAACAUGAAAACGGAUCCGAAUAUCUAUUUUAUUGGCGACUGGUCGGUCAAACAGAGUAACCGUGUGGAGUUUUCGGCUUCCUUCCUCCUUUAAACCUUGUGUCGGUCCACCUGAGCACAUGCUAGCAGCUCUUGGACCAACAUUGCCCCAUGCUGAAGCUCAGGCGCAGCAGCAGCUCUGGAGCCACAGAGCCGACGGUCAUUUCCGACAGCUCCGUAUGGAUCUGACGUCUGAAUGCGCUUGAUGUUUUACAACGGGACGAUUGCCGAUUUUUUUUAAGGAUGGGGGAUCCCUGUGACCUUAAACACGUAGUACAACAGGAAGGGAGUGGUGCUUCGGUAAAAGUGGAGGGCCUAUCCAAAUCAGCCCUUAUAAAAAGUUUGUCACCCAGAGUUAUGUUAUCCAACCAUUUCUUGCCAAAAGGGACCAAGAUGAAAGUCAAUCUGGAAGAUCAGGGUCGUCAGAAAGUGUCCUUCACCUUCUCACAGACAAAAAAACCUCUUCAUAAUUCAUUCUUCAUUUCUGCCAGUCCGGAUACGACUGUCGCUGAACCUCCCUCCACCUUGUCACAGUCAACCUCAGACAAAGGGGGGAAGAGUACAAACAGUAAAACAGAGCAAAGGCAGACAAACUCGGUGCCAACUUCUCCAGAGACACUUUCUCAAAAAUCCUAUCCAACUAGACUCAAAACAAACUUGGCCAAGAUGCAUUUUAAGAAGCAGAUUCUUAAUGCGUCUGUGACUGAAGAGAAACCAGCGCCUUUUACAUCAGAAGAGCUUCAUGCUACUGAAUUGAUGGUUUCACCAAAGUCAGCAGCUAAGAACGACUCUGAAUUCCCAUUGCCCCAGCCUCAGAGUGGCACCAGCAUCAGGCCAUCUGAAAAUGUUCCCACUCACACCUCUGAGGCAAUGCAAGACCCUAGCCCAAAGAAGUCUUCUGUUUCUUCAGGAAAAGAUGGUGAUAGUUCCAGCAGUACUGAUCAAGAUAAUGGUGUGCACAAAAGGAAAACCAGGUCGCAAUCGGAUAGUGCUCCUCCUUGCUCAGAAACCGAGGGAGAUUUACCCAGUACGUCUUCCAGCCGCAAAUCAGAUGAUUCAAAAAGUAAAACAAACUCUGACAGCAGAAGCAAAGACUUGAAAAGGUCUUCCUCUAACUCACAUGUUGGAGAAAGAGAAAAAAAUUCCUCUAAGCGUUCAGAGAAUCACGAAAGGUCUUCUAGUUACUCCAAAUCCGAGCGAGACUCUAGAAACACAUCGUCGCGCUCGUCUCGAUCAGACUGGGAUCGCAGAAGGUCCAAGUCACGAUCACGGUCUAGAUCUAGAGGAUCUCGAACAAAUUCAUCUCACUCCAGAUCAGAGAGAUCCAGAUGUGACAGAGUAUCUCGUUCCGAAAGGUCGUACUAUCACGAUUCUGAUCGACGAUCAUACAGGAGUUCUCCACGCAGAGAGAGAAGACAUUCUCGUUCUCACACUGACAGGACUCGAUAUAGUUCAGACUCUGAAGAUGACCACAGGAAACCAAGGACGAGAGCAAGUGCCUCUAGUAGGUCGUCCAACUACUCAAGCUCCAAUAAAUCCUCACAACCAACUUCCUACUCAAAAUCGGACAAAUCUUCUAAGUCUGGAGAGUCUCCUCACUCCUCUGAGUAUGAUAAAAGAACUUCAAAGUCUGAAAGGACAUCAAAGCGUUUAUCAGACUCUGAUUCCCAACACAAGCUCACUCCUGAUUUGGACUCUAGUUAUCGUAAAUCCAGCAGUCAUAAUAAGUCCGAGACCAACACCAAAUCAUCUUCUUCCGGUACACAUACCCGGUCUCAAACACACGACAAGCACCGAAAAAGCAACUCCAGUGACUCUGAGGCAGAUAAUAAGUCAAAAUCGCAAUCGUCUGACAAAACCGUGGGCUCUUCUGAGAAGUGUAAAGACUCCCAAGAGAAAACCAGAAGGCCGGAUUCAAAAGAGAAAACCCCCUCUAAAUCGUCUGCAAAAUCCCCGAGACACGAUAGACAAUCAAUUGAUAUAUUUCAGAGUCCUGACAAACCUCCGACAAGCGAAACCAGCACAGAAUCGAGUUCUCAGAGUGAAAGAGAAAAGUCUGAUUCACAGCAAGGCAGAAAUGAACAGAGUGAUCAGGAUGGUAAGGAGACAGCAAUGCCCGCCGACGAGAGUUUGCUAGAGACUUUAUCCGAGACAGAGAAAGAAAUGGAAUCAGGACUUGAAAUGGAAAAUAAAAAUACCUCAGCUUCAUCCUCAAGUGACAACCUGAAAUGUGACAGUGUGGAAGAUUUGAAUAAUGUGAAUGGUAGUUUUUUCUCAAAUGAUCAACCACAUGUGAACUUGAGUAAUGCUAGCACAAAUUCAGGUGAACUCGAUGAUAGUUUGAUUUGCAAAAAAGAAAAUGCUCCAGACUGUCAGUUUGUGUCCAAAUCCCCUCUGGAUACACUAGAUAUACCUGUUACACCUGAUGUCCAGCAAAACACUAAACCAGAAUUUGUUGAGCCAAAAAACAUUUUGUGUCUUGCGAAGCAAUUGGACACAAGUGUGUCACCCACAUCAGAUUCAUUGUGUCUUGAAACUGAAAAUCAGCCAAUGAAAGGACAGCAAAAUAAAGAUGAUGUUAAAAAGAGUAGCUGUGCAACCAGGAAGUCUCGGUGGGACAUUGUUGGGCAAGACACGUGUGAAAGUGAUAGUUUGAGCAAAGGUGAGUAUGCAGAAAGUAAGCUUGCGAUGAUAAAAGUAAUAUCCUUUAAAAAAAUAGACAUUUCUACCGACAACAGCCAACAAGAGCCCAACAGUAAUGAUAAUAUACAGCCAGGAGAUUCAACACAUUCCGAACCAAUAAACCAGACAGUGAUGUCUAAGCAAGAAGUCUGCUUGGACAGCAUACCCGUGACCUGUAGGAACAAUGACCAAAGUGAGCCUUUGCAUGCAAGCACCAGCACUGACCACUGUGACUUAGAGCUUUCUGCUUGUCAACCACUGAACACAGAUGAGCCUCUGCGCAUAUCACAGAUCGACUCCGCUGCAGAUGCACAAAACCAGAGCAGUGACACUGAUGAAAGCAAAUCCAGGGAGGACAUAUGCUGGAGCAAACUUAGUAAAACACCCCCAGUCACCCAGGAUGCAUUAGCAACACCCAGUGAUGCCAGCGACAGUGACAACUCGGCAUAUGAUUCGGACUGUGACAAGGCUAUCAAACAGUUUCACUCUGUGGUUGUGGUACCAAAGCAUUCUUCUCUGGCAAAGGAAGUAGAUAUCAAGGAUGAUUCUCCACACACUCCUGAAAUUACUUCCCACCAUCCUGAGACUCACGGAACAGCCAAUGUACAUAUAAAAGAUGUCCCAAACCAAGUUAGCUCACAGCAAACACAACCCACACCUAGGACAAGUUUAGGUGAAUCACUCAACAGCAGUGUGUUGUGUCAGUCCCAGAGCAAUACGAUUGACAGCACCAGUCAUUCUGAGGGUUCCAGCUCUGUCAGCACCCAGCCUCAUACCAGUGCAACACAUUCUUCUCACUCGCUCGAUAAUUCCAAACAGUGCGAACRAAGGCUAGUACAGCAUGACAUAAGGAGCCAAGGUAACCAGAUAAACUUGCAUUACCAGCAUGGUGAUUUCUCCAAAUCAGACAAUGUCGGUGACAAGAAUGUUCUCGGUCUGAGCUGGGACUUUUCUCAACCAGAACAACCCACUAGUACGUGCCAGCAGCCUGACAGCAGCCACGGGCUACAAUUAACAAACACUAAACCAACAGGGGUCGUUUGCAAAGAGCAAGAGCACAGACUGAGCAUUGCUUCCUCUACAUACCAAUCCCCGAACACGCAAAGUAAUACGAUACUCUACCUCCACCAACGGGAUCAAGACCCGUUUAGUGAAAUCCACCCGGAUUCCCUCACGAAUGAUCAUGAGGACUACAGCGAGGACAAAUCAUUGGUAAAUCUUAGUAAAUUGGCAGUUGAAUGCGGUACGUUUAACACUCCGGGGUCAUGGAGCUUUGUGCAAGGUCACGAAAUAAGCAGCAACAGCAGGGGUCCUACUGUACCCGAACCCCCUCGAGAGAGCAGCUCGAGACCCCACAGAGGCAGAGGUCCUCCCAAGAAACGGCGGCCAGAGAUUGAGUCGGACUCCGACAAUGAGGCAGAAGUUGGACCCUCAAGCAAAAAGGAGCGUCAUGGAGAUACUGCUGUGUCUAAGGGAACUUCAGGAAAAGCUGACGUGCGCAGGCCGUUGCUCACUCUGCGGGACUUUCAAGACGCCAGCAGAUGGAAGGAGUUUUCCAAGACUAAAAAGAUGCCUCCUUACUUUGACUUAAUUGAGGAGAACCUCUACUUGACCGAGAGGAAGAAAAGUAAAUCCCAUCGAGAUAUCAAGAGGAUGCAAUGUGAGUGCCCAGUUCUUUCACGAGAAGAUCGCGCUAAAGGAGUGCUUGCAUGUGGGGAAGACUGUUUAAAUCGGCUCCUGAUGAUCGAAUGCUCAUCCCGGUGCUUGAAUGGAGCAUACUGCUCUAACCGACGCUUCCAAAUGAAACAACAUGCAGAUUUYGAGGUUAUCCUUACAGAAGAUAAGGGCUGGGGGCUGAUCGCAGCCAAAGAAAUGCCUCCAAACACAUUUGUCCUGGAAUACUGUGGAGAGGUGUUGGACCACAAGGAGUUCAAAACAAGGGUUAAGGAAUACGCUCGCAACAAGAAUAUCCACUACUAUUUUAUGUCCCUUAAGAAUAAUGAGAUUAUUGACGCAACAUUGAAGGGAAACUGCUCUCGCUUCAUGAAUCACAGCUGUGAGCCCAACUGUGAGACCCAGAAGUGGACUGUUAAUGGCCAGCUACGAGUUGGGUUCUUCACCACCAAAACUGUCACUGCAGGAACUGAACUGACAUUUGACUACCAGUUUCAGAGAUAUGGGAAAGAAGCACAGAAAUGCUUCUGUGGUGCACCCAGCUGCAGAGGCUUCCUCGGUGGGGAGAACAGAGUUAGUGUUCGAGCAGCUGGGGGGAAGAUGAAGAAAGAUCGCAGUCGAAAGAGCGCUCUGACCACGGUGGAUGAAGAGCUGGAGGCGUUGCUGGAGAAUGGAGAAGGUCUGUAUGACGAGAAACAGGUGGUGUCUCUCUGCAGGCUAAUGGUCCGAGUGGAAACUAUGGAGCAGAAACUCCUCUGUCUCAAGCUCAUACAGGACACCCAGAAUCCAUCGUGCCUGAAGCAGUUCUUAGACCAUCAUGGGCUGUCUUUGUUAUGGAUCUUUAUGGUGGAGCUUUCUGAAGCUAAAGGCAAYAGCGCCAACAGCAUCAAGCUGCAAAUAGAGAUCAUGAAGACCCUAGCUGUGCUGCCCAUCUCCACAAAGAACAUGCUGGAGGAGAGCAAAGUCCUGACUCUCAUUCAGCGGUGGGCUCAGACCAAAACUCUCCCCCAGCAACCCGAGAUGGACGGUUACUCCAGCGAGAACACCUCCCGAGCUCAAACGCCGCUCAACACUCCCGAUGGUUCCUCCACCAAACUAGCGCCGGAACUAGAUGGCGACGCAGCCAAACCUGCCGUGUACCGCCGCCUUAAAAUCAUUAGCGAGAACAGUCUGGACAGCGCUCUAUCCGAUGCAAGCAAGGCCUCUGACGGGAAGGAGGAAGAGGAGGAGGAGGACGAGGAGGAGGACGAGGACGAAAAGUCUCACGCCGAUUCUUCGGACGGAAAGCAGUUGAAAGAGGAACAUUCAGACGAAGCUGUCGGCGCAGCGAAGGAGGCGGUGGAGGAGUCCAUGAAAGGCAUCGUCCCAGAAAAACAGGACAAGAUGGAGACGAACUCAAGCAGUCAAGAGCAACACGAAAAUGUGAACAAUGAGGACAGAAAGGAGUUUAAUGUUGAAAAGAAGGGAACGGAAAUGAAAGAGAACAUGGGAGAGGGUCAAACAGAUGAAGCUGAGGCCUCAAAAAUUACUUGUGAAGAGCAGGAGAGUGUGGAGAAGCAGCACAGCCAAACGGUGCCAGAAAAAGACAGCUCAGAAGGAGGCUCGUCUACUGAUCAAAACAACGAGUCAGAAAGUCAGUCCAGUCAAACGACCCCUGCUGAUGUUCCAAAUGAGCAGCCUUCAGCGGCUGCAGAAACACGCGAAGAGCCACAAGAGGCUGAGAAACUUCCUCCCAGCGGUGAGUCACAACUCGCUGAGUCCGGCACCUUCGCUCCCCMAAGCUCAGAGACGCCGGAGGUCACCGUCUCCUCAGAGGUCACCGUCUCCUCGGAGGUCACCGUCUCCUCAGAGGUCACCGUCUCCUCGGAGGUCACCGUCUCCUCAGAGGUCACCGUCUCCUCGGAGGUCACCGUCUCCUCAGAGGUCACCGUCUCCUCGGAGGUCACCGUCUCCUCAGAGGUCACCGUCUCCUCGGAGGUCACCGUCUCCUCAGAGGUCACCGUCUCCUCGGAGGUCGCAGCGAUGCAGGUGGAACCGUCGGCGAUGGGAACUCCCUCUCAGGAAGAAGAGGAAGGUGUCUCGGAUGUGGAAAGUGAGAGAAGUCAGGAGCCCCAACUCAGUGUUUUGGACAUCAGUGGGAUGGCUGCGAGGCUUUUGGAGACCUGGAAGGAUCUGAAGGAGGUGUACAGAAUACCUAAAAAGAUCCAGGUAGAAAAAGAAGCAAGAGACCGAAGCCGUGAUCGAGACACAGCUCUGACACCACGCAACACUUCUGGCAGCCGAGAACGCGAAAGGGAGCGAGAGAAGGAGCGAGAACGUGACAGAGACAGAGAUUACGAUCGAGACUGGGACAGGGACAGAGAGCGGGACAGAGAGCGGGACAGAGAGCGGGACAGAGAGAGGGACCGCGAUCGAGUCUCGGAAAAAACUCCUCGCAGCUCUGAGCGACGGAGGAGGCGCUCUCUGUCUCCACCAUCCAUCUCCUACGAGAGGAGCAGCCGACGCUCAGAUGAAAGGUAG